Messenger RNA from Ictalurus punctatus (channel catfish), 4423 nucleotides. RefSeq names its product protein O-linked mannose N-acetylglucosaminyltransferase 2 (beta 1,4-) (gene pomgnt2). Bases 1206 to 2966 code for a protein of 586 amino acids. NCBI's taxonomy places the organism in Eukaryota, Metazoa, Chordata, Actinopteri, Siluriformes, Ictaluridae. Gene Ontology annotation, cellular component: endoplasmic reticulum. Gene Ontology annotation, biological process: protein O-linked glycosylation via mannose. The record is from RefSeq and is a predicted model, not a curated record. The transcript has 4 exons. Gene Ontology annotation, molecular function: protein binding; protein O-acetylglucosaminyltransferase activity.
UGCACCAUGCAAUACUGGAAACAGAAAUGACUAGUUCACGCCUCAAGUCUUAGGCUCCCGGUCGUUCAUUCAUCACGUCACAUCUCCACUGCACUGCCUAUGGGGCAGUCACGGGAUGAAUGAACGACUCGUACCCUAAGACUCGAGAGUGAACUAAUCGUUUCCAGGGAACAGAUGUGACAAAUGUGACGUGACAGAAGAAAGAACGACUCUGAUCGGGAAAUGAGGUGAAUUAACAGACUGCAUAGCCUAAAAACCCAGCUAAGCUAUUAGGCUAAUUAGCUGUUAAGCUAAUUAGCCUAUAGUUUAUUAUUUAUUUUUUAUAUUUAUCCAAAUGUGAUCAACGCUUGCGUAAGUACUACACGUGUUGGGGUACUUAACAUGUAAAAUUUUAAUGAUAUUCUGCUGAAGAAAAAAAACACGAAAUGACUCGAAAAAAGAUCCGUUCAUUUUGCUGAACGAGAUUCAAAUGUCCGAGUCAGUACAAAGAUCCGAACUUCCUAUCACUACUAGUGACUUCUUUAACGAGCCCAAGGCAGAGCGAGCCCACGUUCAGAUAUCGCGAGAUUCUGGUUUGAGCUCAGUUCUCGUGGGUGGAGUUUCCCUCAGCCGGGUUAGGCUUGCACAGACUGACAGUUCGUGAGUCGGAUUCACCUCACUAGCAGAACUGUGAAGAAACGACCAGUCUAUGUCGUAGAGAAAGCAGAGUAUUUUAGCUGCAUUAAGCUGUAAUCGGUGCUUGUUUUCUUCGGAUAAAGCAAAUGGUGUCGUGAGGUUUCUGAAAGCACGCUAGCCGUGUGCACCGUUCACACACGCGCACACUCGCGCGCACACGCACACAGAGCUGCACUCAGUCUUAGCCAGUUACUGAAGCACUAGAACCGCACUGACUUGUGAUACCACUGACCUGUUUAUCUGCUUUCUGUCCCUGUACAUAAAUUCGAUGGAAUUUACAGCUUAAAAUGUGUAUGAUUGGCUGUCUUUAGAGUUCAAACACUGAUCAACUGGAAUAAAAUACAUAAAGAGGGCCCAUAACGUGAGAAAGCCUGAUGUUAUGGUCAAGGUGGAUCUGGAGCCUAGUCACUAGCCCAUCACACGGAACCAUUUGAACACACACACAUGCACCUCAGGAGCUCAGGAUUGACUUGAGGAAUCUGGAGCUGUGAGAAGGUCGAGCAUGAGCGUGGUGUUGGAACUCAGCUGCAAUGCAUGCAUUAAGCUGUAGAAUGAACCUGGCAGCAGUGCUAAAUGGCCUGCUUGUAUCGCUGGUUGCAGCCCUGCUAUGGAAGUAUGUUCAGCUAAGCGACCACAUGGCCCAACUGGAAGAGGAGCUACAGCUGACGCGUCAAUCCCAGGAGCUUUCACAUGUGCGCAUAGAUUAUCAUGCCGCUCUGUUGGCACUGCAAGAGCAAGGCACAAGGAUGGUCUGCACUGGCAAGAUGCACACUGACCGCAUCUGCCGCUUUGACUAUCUUUGCUACUGUUCCGAGGCUGAGGAGUUCAUAUUCUUCCAUAGUAAUGCCUCAGUCAUGCUUCCCAAUUUAGGCCCUCGUCGCUUCCAACCAGCCCUGCUGGACUUGUCCUCUGUUGAGGAUCAUAAUACUCAGUAUUUUAAUUUCUUGGAACUGCCCGCAGCUGCACUAAAGUACAUGCCGAAGCCUGUGUUUGUGCCAGAUGUCACUCUCAUCCUCAAUCGCUUCAACGCUGAUAACCUGAUGCACAUCUUCCACGAUGAUCUUCUUCCAAUAUUCUACACCAUGCAACAGUACACAGACUUGGAUGAUGAAGCCAGGCUCGUCUUCAUGGAAGGUUGGGGAGAGGGGAGCCAUUUUGAUCUCUAUCGCCUGCUUAGCAGCAAACAGCCACUACUUAAAGAGCACUUACGGAACUUUGGCAAGCUCAUGUGCUUCACCAAGUCUUAUGUCGGAUUGUCAAAGAUGACCACAUGGUAUCAGUACGGCUUUGUACAGCCCCAAGGGCCCAAAGCUAACAUACUGGUGUCUGGGAAUGAGAUUCGUCAGUUUGCCUCGUUCAUAAUGGACAGACUUAAUAUCACAACAAAGGAGAGGCCUGAAGGUGAUGAUUAUAUAGUAGUUUUUAGUAGAACUUCUAACAGGUUGAUACUCAAUGAGGCAGAGUUGCUUCUUUCUUUGGCUCAAGAGUACAAAAUGAGGACAGUCACCGUGUCCUUGGAGGAGCAAACUUUCGCAAGCAUAGUCCAGCUUAUCAGUGCGGCAUCCAUGCUGGUCAGCAUGCAUGGUGCUCAACUGAUCACGUCCAUGUUCCUACCACGAGGGGCUGCUGUCAUCGAGCUUUUUCCAUACGCUGUCAACCCAGAACAGUAUACUCCAUAUAAAACUCUGGCCUCCUUGCCAGGAAUGGACCUGCAGUACAUAGCAUGGAGAAACACCAUUGAAGAGAAUUCUGUAGCCUAUCCUGACCGCCCCUGGGACCAAGGAGGUAUCACUCACCUGGAGAAAGAGGAACAGGAACGUAUCCUAGCUAGCAAGGAGGUACAGAGACACCUCUGCUGUCGCAACCCAGAGUGGCUUUUCCGGAUUUAUCAAGACACCAUUGUGGACAUUCCUUCCUUCUUGGAAGUCCUUCGAGACGGUCUAAAAAUUAAGCCUAAUCUGAAAAAGAGCAAACCUGUCAGUGUAGUACAUCCUGGUCGAGUCAGACAUCCCAAGUGCCAGACAUCAGUGCAGGCUGCCCAUGAAGCAAAGCUGUCCGUGUCCUGGCAGAUUCCUUGGAACCUCAAGUACUUGAAGGUAAGAGAGGUAAAAUAUGAAGUGUGGAUCCAGGAGCAGGGAGAGAACACAUACAUGCCUUAUAUUCUCCCCCAACAAAACUAUACCUUUUCAGAGAACAUUAAGCCCUUUACUACAUAUUUAGUGUGGGUGCGCUGUAUCUUUAACAAGAACCUUUUGGGACCGUUUGCAGACGUUCUUAUAUGUAAAACCUAACUCUGUUAAGCUCAUAGUGUCAAGACCAGGGAAAUGCUGAUUACAAAUACUGUGAAGUUGGCUUAUUCUGUGGAAAAAAACAAAACGGAUUUUCCUACAACGUGACAUAGUCUGUAGCUCAUUGCCACAGAAAAUGAGAGGAACAUUUGUACUGAGGAGGACUAAAAAUGAAUACAGAACACUGGACUGCCAAACUGGACUCUUUGAAAAGUCUCCUUUAACUUUAUCAUGAGUUUGAAAGAUUUUCGAUAUUCAAAAUGUAUUUAUAAAAUGGUGUAAGCUAAUUUAUUUUUAUUUAUCAGUUAAGAUGUGUGGUGUUGAAAUGUGUUGUGCCUGUGGGUGUGAUUAUCUGAUUGUGCUGAUAGAUAUUUUAAAGUUUCCUACUUUUUUGGCACAAGUGAUUUUGUUAAAAUUUUGCAAUCCUGACUUUUAUGUGACUUUGUGACUUGAGCAAAUGUUUCAUGUAGUCAUUACAAUCUCAUUGGUUAGCUUAACAUUAGAUAUAAUAUCAAGCCAAAUUAGCCUAAAAGCAAAGUGGUCUUAGAAGUAUGUUUUUCCCCAUUUAUUCAUUGUAUGUGUGGAUGACUUGUACUAGUUUCUCAGUGUUGAUGCUUUUCCUUUUUAUUCGAGAAGACAUUUCAUGCUUGCGUAUUUUGAUAUUGAAAUAGUUUGUAAAUGAGACUUACUGUACUGGGAAUAUGGAAUGGGAGGACUGAGUCUUUUAACUGUGGCCUGGCAUGAUAAAUGGAAAUAAAGAUAGAACACUGUUAGUGGGUUUAUCAGAACUAAGAGUUGAAUGUAACCUGUAGUAUCAGUUAUUAAGUUUCUCGCUAUAAAUUAUUUAAUUCCUUAACAUUCUGGCUCUCCUUAACUAUUGUCCCAUACUUCAGUAUCAAUAUUUAACUGUAGUGUUCUGUUUGAUAUUUAGCAAUGGAUGUGAUGUUCACUGCCCACAUUGGCUUAGGGAGCUGAGAUAGAAGAGAAUAUUUGAAAUGACCAACCUUGAACACAUCUGUGUUUUUGGGCAACAGUAAAGUCACACAAAACCACUUCUUAUGCCUGGGGAUGCUCCUGCAAGCAGGUAUGAAUGAAAAUACUACCUAGACGUAAUAUAACAGUGAAUUUACUUAUCUGCUUUAUUUUUGUUAAAGCAGAUCGGUGUCAAUUGAUAUUGCACCACUUGGUGAAAAAUAAAAUGGGCAUUUUUCAUGUUCAAGAGAGGUAAAACACAUAAAAUUUCAUUUGGGGAGGUUAAAAAAAUAGCAUUUUUAGUAUGGUUCCACUUCAGGUAAAAAAAGGAUCUAUUUUGACCCAAACAGAACACAAGAGUUAAAGUGUGUACAUUUUCCCUUAUUUUGUGGGAUCAUUUUUUCCUCAUUUAGAUACCUCACCUGUACUCUGUAUUACCAUAUCCAGUGUUUUGAUUGACAUAAUUAAAUGCUAAUCAUAUUCAUGUA